GAAAAUCAAAGAGGAAUGACAGAGAAAAGAUAACUUGGAGACAAUAAAUGAAAUUCUGAGCUAACAUCCACAGAAGCUUCCAAUGCUCAUCUGGCAUCAGAUGCUGCGAAGAAUGAAUUAUUUCCAAGAAGCCAAGUUCAAGCUGGCCUCUAGCACCAAUUGGCAGAAAGGGGACCAAAUAUUUGGUGACAGUGAUGGUGCAAGAAGCGUGGUGAGAGGUACAAGUAAUGGCUAAGGACAAUGGAAAGGUGAAAGGAAAAUUCCGGCAGCAGCCCACCUUCGUCAGAGACCCUUCACUGCUUCCAUACAUCCAUCCUACCAGAGGUCACAGAUCAUACAAAACCUACAGAAACAGGAAAUCAGACUUCCUGAGUCCACUACAAAACACAGAAACCUGCUUCCUCUACACAUCUCUUUUUGGCAAGCUCUGUCUUAGCAGAUUCAGUGUGGAAGCAGCUUUUGAAAAGCCCUGAAGAACUUAAUCCCCAAUUUCAUCUGAGCAUUUGUGCUUCAAACUACUGAAAUGAAGAGAGCAAGGCUAUUUCUCCUGCUUUCUAGCAUAUGGAGUGGGGGCUUUGGGCUGAGCGACACUACACAGACAUCCGAGGAUGAAAACUCCAAGAAUAUGACCACUGCUUUGGUCCCUCUAAAUAAAAUACAAAGUCUCCAAAUGCUGUCAACCACUCAGAUCAUGUCCACUGAGACAGCCACAACUCCUGAGGCAAGAACCUCGGAAGAGAGUCUUCUCAAGUUAGCACUUCUUCGCUCAGAGACAAGUCCAUCUCCUGAGGGUGUGAAAAACCCAACCAUCGCAUCCACAGAGAGGACAGAAAAAGGGGUGCUAAAAUUUCAAGCACUCCUCUUCCCAACCAAAUCUAGCAUCAAGUUCAGUCCUAGAGCAGAGUCGGUGGUCCUUUCCAACUCCACGCUGAAAUUUCUUCAGAGCUUUGCCAGAAAGUCGAAUCAACAAGUGAUUUCUCUAAACUCAGUUGGCCGCGUGGAAAAUCGAUCCCCACGGGAAACAUAUCUCAACAGAGGUGACAGCAGUAAAAGCCAAAGAACCAACUAUCAAAAAUCAAGCUUUGAAACAACUAGAGGAAAGAAUUGGUGUGCUUAUGUCCAUACCAGAUUAUCUCCCACGGUGAUAAUGGACAACCAAGUCACUUACCUGCCAAGUGGGAGAGGGCCCUGUGGCUGGAACAGUGGAUUCUGUCCUCAAAGAUCUCAGAGGACAUCCAAUCCGGUCUAUAGAAUGCAGCAUAAAAUUGUUACCUCAUUGGAAUGGAAGUGCUGUCCUGGAUUCAGUGGAGCAAAAUGUCAGCUAAAAGCCCAGGAACAACAGCCCUUGAUACACACCCACCAGUCUGAGAGUCACGAAGCUGUUGGCAGAGGAACAGCAGAGCAGCAGCAGCAACAGCAGCCCCAAGACUGCGGUGACCCAGCAGUGAUACAAAAAAUGACUGACCAGAUGAACCACCAGGCAAUGAAACUGUCCCUUCUGCAGAAGAACAUUGACAAUAUUUCUUUGGCUGUGACUGAUGUAAGGAAUACGUACUCCUCCCUUGAAGAAAAAAUCAAUGAAGAUAAAGGCAAGGAAUUUGAAUCUUUUCUAAAAGGUCUAAAAUCCAAAAGCAUUAAUGAUCUGGUAAAGGACAUAGUAAGACAACAAUUUAAAAUUUUCCAAAAUGACAUGCAAGAGACUGUAGCACAGCUCUUCAAGACUGUAUCAAGACUUUCAGAAGACCUUGAAAACACCAAACAAAUAAUUCGACAAGUUAAUGAAUCUGUGGUUUCCAUAGCAGUCCAGCAAAAGUCUCUUGUAAUGCAGGAAAAUAGGCCCACUUUGACUGAUAUACUAGAUCUAAAAAAUCGCAUUGUGAAUUUAAGGCAAGAAAUGAUUUUUACAUAUGAGAAGCCUAUUAAAGAACUAGAAGCAAAGCAGACACAUUUAGAAGGUACGCUAGAACAGGAACACUCAAGAAACAUACUGUAUUAUGAAUCCCUCAAUAAGACUCUUUCUAAAAUGAAGGAAGUGCGUGAACAGCUUUUAUCAACUGAACAAGUAUCAGAUCAGAAGAGUGUUACAGGUGCUGAAUCAGUUAGCAAUAAUGUCACUGAGUACCUGUCUACUCUAAAUGAGAAUAUAAAGAAACAGGGUUUGAUGAUGCUGCAAAUAUUUGACGAUUUGCAUAUCCAAGACAGCAAAAUUAACAAUCUCACCAUCGGGUUGGAAAUGGAGAAAGAAUCUUUCAGGGGUGAAUGUGAAAACAUGCUGUCCAAGUCCAGAAAUUAUUUUAAAUUUCAAAUUAAGGACACAGAAGAGAAUUUACAAGUUUUAAACCAAACACUGGCUGAGGUUCUUUUUCCCAUGGACAAUAAGAUGGAUAAAAUGAAUGAGCAACUAAAUGAUUUGACUUACGAUAUGGAGAUCCUUCAACCCUUGCUUGAGCAGGGAGCAUCAUUGAGAGAGACUAUGACAUAUGAACAACCAAAAGAAGCAGUAGUUACAAGGAAAAAAGUGGAAAAUCUAACUAGUAGUGUCAACCGUCUAAAUUUUCUUAUCAAAGAACUUACAAAAAGACACAACUUACUUAGAAAUGAAGCACAGAGUCGUAGUGAAGCCUUAGACAGACGUAUCAACGAGUCUGCCUUAGAAAUGGAAGAUGGCCUAAAUAAGACAAUGACUAUUAUAAAUAAUGCCAUUGAUUUCAUUCAAGAUAACUACAUGUUAAAAGACACAUUAAAUAAAAUAGAGUAUAAUCCUGAGGUUCAUCAUAAAUGUACCAAAAAUAUGGAAACUAUUUUGGCAUUUAUUACUCAAUUCCAACAUUUGAAUGAGUCUAUUCAAAUUUUGGUCAAUGACAAUCAGAGAUAUAGCUUUGUUUUGCAAGUUGCCAAGGCCCUUGCAGCUGUGCCUAAAGAUGAAAAACUAAGUCAGUUCAACUUUCAAAAGAUUUAUCAGAUGGUCAAUGAAACCACUUCCCAACUGAUAAAAUCCCAGGAAAACAUGAGUCAUUUGGAAGAAAGAAUACUCUCAGCUACAAUGAGUUCCAAAAAUUUUGAAACCCGGUUGCAAGACAUUGAAUCUAAAGUGACAAAGACCCUCAUACCUUAUUAUGUUUCACUAAAAGAAGGCAGUAUGACCACAAAUGAGAGAGACCAGGCUCUUCAAUUGCAGGUAUUAAAUUCUAGAUUUAAGGCACUGGAAGCAAAAUCCAUCCAUCUUUCAAUUAACUUCUCUUUACUUAACAAAACUUUCUAUGAAGCUUUAACGAUGUGUCACAACACUUCUACACGUAUAUCAAAACUGAAUGCUACCAUCCCUAAGUGGAUAAAUGGUUCCAUACCAAAUAUUCUGCUUCAGAAAGGUCUGACAGAAUUGGUAGAAUCAUUGAUUGAAAUAAAAACUCAAGUUGCCUUUUCUAAUUUGACUUGGUAUAUAAAUCAAUCAUUGUCUAGCACUCUUGCAAAUGUUGUCAAGUCUCAGAAGCCAGGAAAAUCAUUGCUGAAGAAAUCGCAUACACUUAAGAAACCAACAGUGAAUCUUACCACUGUCACGAUAGGCCGGAACCAAAGAAACACAGACAACGUUCUAUUUCCUGUAACAGAGGAAGCCUGUAGUAGGUCCCCGUGCCAGAACGGGGGCACGUGUAUAAAUGGAAGAACUAGCUUUAUCUGUGCUUGCCGACACCCUUUUACUGGUCACAACUGUACUGUCAAGCUGAUAGAAGAAAAUGCUUUAGCUCCAGAUUUUUCCAAAGGAUCUUACAGAUAUGCACCGAUGGUGGCAUUUUUUGUGUCUCAUACAUAUGGAAUGACUACACCUGGUCCUAUCCUAUUUAAUAAUUUGGAUGUCAAUUAUGGAGCUUCCUAUACUCCAAGAACUGGAAAAUUCAGAAUUCCAUAUCUAGGGGUGUAUGUUUUUAAGUACACCAUUGAGUCAUUUAGUGCUCAUAUCUCUGGAUUUUUAGUGGUUGAUGGAAGAGACAAGCUUGCAUUUGAAUCUGAAAAUAUUAACAGUGAAAUACACUGUGAUAGGGUUUUGACGGGAGAUGCCUUAUUAGAAUUAAAUUAUGGGCAGGAAGUGUGGCUGAGACUUGUAAAAGGAACGAUUCCAGCCAAAUUUCCCCCUGCUACUACAUUUAGUGGUUACUUGUUAUACCGUACAUAAAUUAGUAUGAAAGACAGACUACCACCUAUCCUGAGAAGCAGCCAGUGUUGUUAUCUAUCUUUGCACGCACAUCUCUGUUUUUCAGUUUUUCUACAUGAAACAAAAAUCAUUUUUUUUUUAAAUCUGAGUAAGGCUGUUUGUUUAUUUCAUAAAAUUAUUUGAAUAUCUUUUGGAUAAACUGUAUAUGAAGUUCUUGCUCCUAAAGGGAUUUAGUGGCACAGAAAACAAAGUGCAUGUAUUAUCAUAACUAUUUUUGUUUUCUCAUGUUAAGUCAUUUCAGCGUAAAGUAAUAGUAUACAAUAGCAAUCACUCAAUAUUGUUAGUCACCAUAGUCUUUCCAAUAAAAUAUCAACUUGUGUUAUUCCUUGUAUAUAUAAAUAUAUAACAUAUAUUUCCUAAA
Rhinolophus ferrumequinum (greater horseshoe bat) is the source of this 4571-nucleotide messenger RNA. RefSeq names its product multimerin 1 (gene MMRN1). The record is from RefSeq and is a predicted model, not a curated record. The transcript has 10 exons. The coding region runs from base 524 to 4171 and encodes 1215 amino acids. NCBI's taxonomy places the organism in Eukaryota, Metazoa, Chordata, Mammalia, Chiroptera, Rhinolophidae. Gene Ontology annotation, molecular function: calcium ion binding; protein binding; extracellular matrix constituent conferring elasticity.